This is a messenger RNA of Labeo rohita (rohu), 1093 nucleotides long. RefSeq names its product trypsin. NCBI's taxonomy places the organism in Eukaryota, Metazoa, Chordata, Actinopteri, Cypriniformes, Cyprinidae. The record is from RefSeq and is a predicted model, not a curated record. Gene Ontology annotation, biological process: proteolysis. Bases 92 to 1051 code for a protein of 319 amino acids. Gene Ontology annotation, molecular function: serine-type endopeptidase activity. The transcript has 6 exons.
CUCUUGAUGAAUGCGGAGAUACUUGAUUUCCAUCUCAUUGGAAACCUAAGAGUUCAGAAACAGCAGUCAGAUCACAAAGCAGAACUGAAGUAUGAAGUUCAACACCGCUUUGAGUGUUGCUGGAGUCAUUAUUCUCUACAUAGCAGGUUUGCUCUGCCAGCAAGAUGUAUGUGGUCGAGCCCCUCUCAGCAACAGGAUUGUUGGAGGGGAGAAUGCGGCAGCAGGCGUUUGGCCGUGGCAGGUCAGCAUUCAUCUCACCAUUCAGAACGUUGACUAUGGCCAUUUCUGUGGCGGAACCCUCAUCACUAAAGACUGGGUUUUAUCUGCAGCUCACUGCUUCCGGUGGUUCAAUGCAUCUUACAUUGUGAUGUACUUUGGGCGUUUGAACCAAUCCGGCUCCAAUCCUUAUGAGACAAACAGGACAGCGAGUCAAAUCAUCAGUCAUCCUCUCUUUGACUAUUCAAAUCUUGACAAUGACAUAGCGCUGAUCCAGCUCUCCUCCUCUGUGACUUUCUCUGAUUACAUUAGGCCGGUCUGUCUGGCAGCGGCUGGUAGUGUGUUUGCUGCAGGUACAGAGAGCUGGGUCACUGGAUGGGGUCUGCUGCAACCUAAUGGCACCAAACUUCCUGCUAUACUGCAGGAGGUGAUGAUACCAGUUGUGAAUGACAGUAACUGUAAUAAUGCUUAUGGAGGAGUCAACAUAAGCAUCACAAGCAAUAUGAUUUGUGCUGGAUUGUUAAAUCAGGGAGGAAAGGGUACAUGUCAGGGAGACUCUGGAGGUCCAAUGGUCAGUAGGAAAGGCUCCGUGUGGGUUCAGUCCGGCAUUGUGAGUUUUGGUAUGGAGUGUGCUGACCCCACAUUUCCCACCGUGUUCGCCAGAGUCUCUCGGUACCAGGAAUGGGUCAAGUCUUACACGGGGAGCAACCAGCCUGGAUUUGUUAUAUUCAAUGCAGCAUCCAACUCCAUCUUCAGAAGCGUGCCAAACCUCCUCUUAUUUCACCUUUCGCUCGCAUUCUGUUUCAUUCCUUUCUCCCUCUUUCUCACUUCUUAAACACUGCUUGCUCUCAUAAAUGCUCUGAUAAAUAUGAAAAAA